CUUGUUUACUAGUAUUUGCUCGAUUUUCACUCUAAAGAUUCUGAGAUGCCAAGAGUGGAGAGCUCGGACGACGAGUUCCAUCUGGACGACGCCAAGCCAGCCAAAGCCAAGGCCAAGCCGAGCAGCGGUGCGUCAACAAGCAGCAGCGGUAGCAGCGUCAGUCCUCGUGCCAAGAACGCCGACGCCGCAACUCCACGCAGGAAGGGCAGCAGCGCUCCAGCGACGCCGAAAUCAGCUCGCCAGCGCAAAUCCAAGCCCAGCAGCGGCGACGACGACGACGACGACGAUGACGAUGACGAUGACGACGAUGAGGAUGACGAUAAUGACGAUGACGAUGAUGCCAUGUCUGAUGCAUCCGAUGGUGCGCAGAGCGAGAGCAGCGAGAUGGAGUCGGAGGACGACGAGAUUGGCGGGAAAGUGAAAAAGCGCGGGAAAUCCGCUGCUACUCCCUCCAAGUCCAAGGCGAAAUCCACGCGUGCAUCGCAAACCCCAGCUGCGAACAAGACCAAGAUCAAGAAGGUCGCUGCCUCUGCUUCAGGGUCAAAGCAACGGCCGCAAGCCGAGCUCGACGCAGACUCGUCGUCCAAACUCGAGUUCAAGAGUCCCGCCGAGUUCUUUGCCAACAACAAGAACAUUGCGGGCUUUGAUAAUGCUGGCAAGUCGCUCUACACGACCAUUCGAGAAUUUGUUGAAAAUUCGUUGGAUGCUGCCGAGGCCAUUGAGGUUCUUCCCGUGAUUCAUGUUACCCUGGAGGAAAUUGAGCAGGCCACGUUCAACUCUCUCGUUGGACUGCAGGAGCACUUGCGCAAGAACGAGCGACUAUAUCAAGAUACGGCCGUUGCUGCGGCUGCUGCUGCCAAAUUGAAACGUACAAGCUCAACCGAUGCGAAAGCAGCCAAAAAGACUGCCAAAGCCAGUGCUGUCGAUGCAGUAGAGGAUGUACCCACUCCGGCAGAAGGUCCUGCGCCGAUGGACACAUCCUCUCCAGCGUCCGCACCACCUACAACGGCAUCGGCCGGUCGUACUCGUGGCAAAGCUACGUACUUUAAAGUUACCGUCAAGGACAAUGGCUGCGGCAUGAGCCACAACGACAUUCCCAACAUGCUGGGUCGAGUUCUUGCUGGAACAAAGUAUGGCGUCAAACAGGCGCGAGGCCGAUUUGGCCUCGGAGCAAAGAUGGCUCUCAUUUGGUCUAAAAUGAGCACUGGACGACCCAUUGAGGUGUUCACGGCCACGGAGGGCUCAGCACACAUUUCUCACUGCGUCUUGGACAUUGACAUUUACAAGAACGUGCCGAACAUUAUCACUCAUGAGAAGGCGCCGAACGACAAGCAGUGGCGUGGCACGGAAAUUUCAGUCCUGAUUGAAGGCAACUUUGUCACGUAUCGAUCCAAGCUGCUGUCGUACAUGCGCCAAAUGGCUGUGAUCACGCCUUAUGCCGAACUGCAGUUCCAGUUUGUCGCCGCUCAAGCGUCCAAAUCGUUCGUCAUCAAGUACGGACGCCGAAGCGAAUUCAUGCCCCAACUCGCCGUUGAAAUUAAACAUCACCCGUCCUCGGUCAACCUGAUUGUGAUGAAAAAGCUGAUUUCAGACGUCGGUGCCUCGAUGAAUCUCCGCAAGUUCCUGUGUUCGCAACUUUCUUGCAUCUCCUCACCUCUGGCAGCCGAGAUUAUCAAGGAACUUGGCGACGACUUUUCCGCCGAUUUACGUGUCGGAGAGCUAACUUCUGCACAAGUCCUGCGAAUUUUGCAGCUCUUCCGACAGCUCCAGUUUCCAUCCCCGCCCAGCGAGUGCCUCAGUCCUGCGGGCGAGUACAAUCUGCGCCUUGGCAUCAUGAAAGAACUCAAACCCGAAAUGGUAGCCACGUUUGAGGAAACUGCACACGUGUUCGAAGGCCACCCGUUUAUUGUCGAGGCCGGCGUGUCUCUUGGUGGCAAAACUGCACAACCGGGCAUUUCCGUUUAUCGAUUUGCAAACCGAAUUCCCUUGCUUUUCGAAGCUGGCGGAGACGUGGUUACCCGCACGGUGUUGCAAAAGAUCAACUGGACUGCGUACAAGAUCAAACCCAAUGUAGACAAAGUCGGUGUAUUUGUCAGCAUUGUCAGCACAAAGAUUCCCUUCAAAGGGACUGGCAAGGAAUAUAUUGGCGAUGACGCGACUGAAAUUGGACUCGCCGUCAAGCACGCCAUUCAGCAAUGCUGCCUGCAGCUCCGCGUCAAGUUGCUCCGCAACGCGUCACUGCGUGAGCAACAAGAGCGCAAGCAGAACUUGACCAAGUACAUUCCGACCGUGACCUCCGCCAUCUUUGGCGUGUUGAAGAAAAUGGUUGGCGAUUCUGCGGCAGACCCCGGCACGGCUGAUGGUGCGCGCAAGCGAUCGCGCCUGGAUUUGGGCAUCAGUGCGCCCGUCCUCCCGUUUUCCUUCUCGGAGGCUGAGAAAGAACUGCUGCAGCAAGUUUCUUCGCAAAAGGUCACUGUUAAAACGCUCGAGGAACACCUCAAAGCGCAUGUCGAGGCGACGGAUGUUGAACAAGCAUUCGAUCAUGUCGCCAAGAAUGGUCUCGACCAGGGCACUCGACGAGACUGGCACAUUGGCGUGCAAUGGACGUACUUGCACGAGCAGCUGCUCGCAGAACGCGCACAAGCUGGUCUCGACGAGCCUGCUGACGCGAACGAGAUUGCCACGACCCCUCUACUCCAGCCGAUGGUGGUUGUUGUUCAUCCUGAUUUGCAGCUGCAGUUCAUCCCUCGAGUGUUUGAGCAGCGUCUCGAGUGAGGGAGCGGCACUGAUUUUCGCUUUGUUUCGGACCAAACGUGUUAUGUGCUGUUCUACUACUGCUGAGCUUGUUGACUACAUCCCAUUCGGCGCUUCUUUCCUUCCUUAAAUUAACGUCCAC
Capsaspora owczarzaki ATCC 30864 is the source of this 2896-nucleotide messenger RNA. RefSeq names its product topoisomerase 6 subunit B. NCBI's taxonomy places the organism in Eukaryota, Filasterea, Ministeriida, Capsasporidae. Gene Ontology annotation, biological process: DNA topological change. The record is from RefSeq and is a predicted model, not a curated record. The transcript is spliced from 15 exons. Gene Ontology annotation, cellular component: cytosol; small ribosomal subunit. Bases 46 to 2775 code for a protein of 909 amino acids. Gene Ontology annotation, molecular function: DNA binding; DNA topoisomerase type II (double strand cut, ATP-hydrolyzing) activity; ATP binding.